Molecule: messenger RNA, 1098 nt
Organism: Colletotrichum karsti
Lineage: Eukaryota; Fungi; Ascomycota; Sordariomycetes; Glomerellales; Glomerellaceae
Exons: 2
Coding region: 1-1098 (365 amino acids)
Molecular function (GO): nucleotide binding
Source: RefSeq, a predicted model, not a curated record
AUGGGUUCAGCUGCUCCUGAGUCACUCCGCGUUGGUGUCAUCGGAUAUGGCUUUGCGGCCAAAGUCUUCCACAUACCAUUCAUCCAAUCGACCCCUUUCCUCAAGCUGCAAGCCAUCGUCCAGAGGAGCCCGACCAAGGUCUCGUCGGCUCCCGCAGACCACCCGGAAGUCAAGCACUACACCGCUGUAGACGACCUUAUCCACGAUGAGUCCUGCGACGUGGUCGUCAUCACAACACCCCCCGACAGCCAUUUCGCGCUGGCGAAACUCUGUUUGCAAGCCGGGAAACACAUUCUGGUCGAGAAGCCGUUUGUGCCAAGCGUUUCGGAAGCAGAAGAGCUCAUACAGCUAGCUAAGAAAGCCAAGAGGCUCAUCUGCAUCUACCAAAACAGGCGAUGGGACAGCGACUUUCUCACGGUCCAACAGCUCCUUCAAGACGGUGUUUUCGGUCGCAUUCACGAGGUGGAUACCCACUUUGAUUACUACCGGCCGACCUCAGCAGACUCUUGGAGAGGGCAGCUCGACACCAUCCACGGUGGUGCUGCUCUGUUCGAUCUGGGGUCACACUUGAUCGACCAGAUGUACGCGUUAUUCGGCCUCCCGCGCGCAGUGUAUGGAGUCCUCUCGAAUCAAAAAGAGGGACGCCUGGAUCCCCUCAACCCUGACAGUGUCCACGCGCAGCUCAAUUACGACGGGGGCAUGGUGGUCAAUAUUCGAGUCAGCGAUAUGAGCGUCGAAUCGCCACAGCGCCGGUUCUGGAUUCGGGGAACAAAGUCAUCUUUUCGAAAGAACGGAAGAGAUCCGCAGGAAGGGCAGUUGGAGUUGGGUCAGACACCCAAAGACCCUGGGUUUGGCGUUGAGCCAGCCGAAAAUGAGGGACGCCUGGUUUAUGUUGUCAACGCCAGCAGGAUGGAGGAGCGCCCGUACCCAACAGUUGCCCCGGAGACUUACGGUGCCUUGUACCAGGGUUUUGCAGCGGCCAUACGGUCUGGUACUGAGGAGAAAAUUCCUGUUUCGGCGUCUCAAGCCAAGGAUGUCUUGCGGAUUAUCGAGGCGUUGUACCAAAGUGCCGUGGAGGAUCAAGUUGUGAGACUUUAA